AUGCGACCAUCCAAUUGCCCACACUGUGUAGCCCUCCAGGUACCGGUCCGCACGCAGGUGAACCCCGUCAGAUCGCCCUCGCGGGCGCUGGCGGGCUGCGGCAUACGGCCCUCGGAUGAGGGUCCGGACCCCGCGGACACGCCGACGAACGGCGGCUCCCGCGGGGCGGCUCCCCAGGUGUCUAUGUUUCGGGACUGGCUAGCAGCCAACGAUCCACAGACCCCGUCGGUGCCCGGGACCAGAACGGCCCCGGGACUUCAGACACCACUAACCAUGGGCCAACCUCGGGCAUAUUUAAGCCGGCGGUCGCCAGGGCCCGUGGGUAGCACAACGCACACUGCGAGCUCUCGGGGACACGGGCGUACCCAGAAACUGGGAUACUCCUAUCACCGUUGA
Messenger RNA from Aspergillus tanneri, 396 nucleotides. RefSeq lists its product as uncharacterized. The transcript has a single exon. Bases 1 to 396 code for a protein of 131 amino acids. NCBI's taxonomy places the organism in Eukaryota, Fungi, Ascomycota, Eurotiomycetes, Eurotiales, Aspergillaceae. The record is from RefSeq and is a predicted model, not a curated record.